AUGGAUCCAUCUACCUUCAGGCCUCCUGGGCUCCUGGCCACCAGAGACUUGGGUGGCCGCUGGGGGCCCCCUGAGGAGGGGGAGGGAGCCGGGAAGUGCCCCGGGCCCCAGAGGGGAGGCCUGCCCCCUGGGUGCGCCGCACCCUCCAACGGGCUCUGCGGCUGGCUAUACGCAGCCUGGAGGAGCAGCCCCACGGGACAGACGCCUGGGUUUCUCUGGCAACCCUGGGGCGGGGCGGGCCUCCUCCCAGCCUCCUCCUGGCCUCCUGGCCUAACCUCCCGAGGACCUGGAGGGCUGGGCCCCGGGCUCCCGGGCUCUGCUCGCAGCUGGCCUUUGGGCCACGGCUGCUGGCUGGUGCCCUUCCGCAGACAGGGACACCCGGAGCCUUCCCGCUGGGCAGACGGGCCGCGGUCCUCUGCAGCCAAGAAGGGCCUGGCGGCGGCCCUGAGGAGGCCCGGGCCCUGUGAGCAGCCAGGCGCCCUGAGGGGCGCGCCCUUCGUGGCCUGGUCCGACCACCUCGAGAGGCCGGGCGCCCUGGGGAAGGCCGGCAGCUACCCACUGUGGACAGCAGGCGAGGAGGGCAAGGAUGGGGACAGCUCGGUGUCAUCGGGCCGUCUGUCCGGCUCCUCCGGGGGCCACGAGUCGUGUGCCCCUCCGCACCAGCUCUGGACGGAGCGGCCCCCGCAGGUGCUGGGGUGCCCGCGGCUGCACAGGGACAGCAGCCCGCGGCUGGAGCAGCUGAGGGACAAGAUCCGGGCCCAGGUGCGGUGGCAGGGCAGCUGCGCCUCCCUGGGCACCUCGAUGCCCUCCAGCGCCUCACACCUGCACAAGGCCCUGGUGCCGGCCCCCCGGCAGAAGGCCCAGAGGCUGAAGAAGCCCCCCGAGGCCCCGGCCUGCCCAGUUCCACAGGAAAACCCCCAAAGCAUGAAAAGUUGCUCUUGUAAAAGAGAGAAGCCCUCCACACUGUCCACCCGAAAGGCUGCCAAAGGCAGGGAGUCCGAGCUGGUGGGUGCCCACGCCUGGAGGAAAGGACAAGCGCUGGCGAGGGGGCUGCUCGGGCCCCCGCCCGCCCUGCCCAGGCUCCGGAGCACGGCAGCCUCCGGGGAGACGGCCCACCCCGCGGAACCAGGGGACACCAAGAAGGCAGGAGCUGCCGAGAGCCACCCUGUCCGCCCCCGGACGCCCAGUCCAGCCGCUAUGCACAGGCACCCGCAGGUGCCUCCCAGCUCGCCCCUCCGGGCGCCCUGCAACCAAGCCGUGACCAUCCAGUCGGCUCUGGCCAUCCUGCAAGACCUGCGCCGGCAGAUCCAGGCAGGGCUGGAGCUGGCCCGGGACCACCAGCUCAAGCGAGGGUGUGAGCCGCGGCCGUCACCGUGGUGCCGGCAGGAGCCGGCAGGGAGGAGGCCCCAGGGCCCCUGCAGGGCCCCAGACCCGCGGAGCUCCUUCUCCGAGAGUCCCUGGGUCCCCACAAAGGGGACGCGCUCCUCCUCAGAGAGGGCGGGGAGCGUGCCCGCCGGGCAGCGCUGGAGGACCUUGGCCCGGUGGGAGUCCUAUCCGCAGAGGACCCGGUGGACGCAAGGACAGGACCCAGCUUUCCAGAGGCCUGGGAGUCCCCGAGAAAGGCUGGGCUGCUGCCCUCAGCGGCCCUGGAGCGCCUCGGCCGGGCGGAGGGCCUGGGCCACGUGUGACAGCUGGGAGGCCCCCGCCCGAGGGCCGUGGAGCCCCCUGGAAGGGCCAAGCCCUGCCGCCCAGCGGCCCUGGAGCGCCUCCCUCACAAAGUGGGCUGGCAGCCCGUGCAAGGGCGCCCUGAUGCCCACCUCGGGAGCAAAGGACGCCUGGCUCGGGCCCGCCCAGAGCACCCUCCGGAUGGCACCCCGGAAGGACAGUGAGGCACCGCUGCCACCGCCGCCCUGCCCGAAGACCCGGGGGCUCCUGGGCCGCCCCUACAGCCCCGCGUCCCUGCGAGAGUUCAUGCACCAGAAGGCGCUGGCGCGGCGGCAGCAGGCCCUGGAGGAGAAGGCCUCGGCCGUGCGGGCGCUGGAGCGGAGGAACCAGAGGCUGCAGGACGUGUACCGAAAGCAGAGGGAGGCCGUCCUGGGCAAGGCCGGCCCCGUCAAGGCCUGCCCCGUGGUCUCCCAGACCAACCCCAGCAUCGUGACCUUCGUCCCACACGCGGCACAGUGCAGGGACCAGGAGGCGCCCGGGAGCCCGGGGUCGCCCGUGCUGCAGUGGAGCAAGGUGACUUCCGGCAUGGUGCUGGGGGACCAGGAGGCCCCGGGCAGCUUCUGCCUGUGUCUGAACAGAGCCUUGGACGGCACGGAGCCCCUGGAGACAGUGGGCCCCCUGGACGGCUGGCAGGGCGCGCCCCUGUGGAGGUCGGCCAGCCCCACCCUGGGCCCCCCAGGGCUCCGGGACCUGGCUACCCAGCACCCAUGCCCGGGGCUGUGCAUCUACCUGGACCCCGAGGAGGCCCAGCGCCUGGGCACGCCGGGCCCCCUGCACUUCCGGUACAAGCAGGCCCGGCUGCAGGCCCUGGAGACCAUGGCCAACAUCCUGAAGCAGCGGAUCGACCUCCUGACAGCCAAGCUGCUCGGGUCCGAGGCGGCGGACACUCCCGGGGGCCUGGCCUCAGACCCGCCACCCUCGUGCCCCGGCACCGCAGCCUCCGUGCCAGCCACACCGGCCUGCCCCAGGGCCCUGGUGCCCGACGGGGGCACAGGGGCCCCCUGGGACGUGCCGGCCAGGCUGCUGCCAUCUCCCGCCAGCUUCCCAGACGGCGAGGCACUGCUGUGGAGCCCCAGGGCCCACCCGGCCGGCCGGCCCCGAGGUUUCGUGGAGGACAGCUGUUCGGAGCUGGACAAGAGGCUGGCGAGAAACAUGGCUUCCUUCCAGGCCCUCCGCCCCUUGGCAGGGAGCUCACCUGGGGCGCCAGCGCCGCCGGACCCCACCUGCGGCUCCCGGUGGCUGGAGGAGACGCCACCGCUGCCACGGGCCGGAGGGGCAGGCUCGGCCACGCCCUGGACCUCGCGGAGCUGCGGUCGACCUAGCCAGCCCCAGGCCAGGCACGUCGCCGACAUCCAGCAGAGGUCCCUGCGCUUUCUCCAGUCCCUGGAGCGGCACCAGCAGACUCGGGAGCAGGCGCUGGCCCUUCUGCGGCAGCGGGCGGAGCUGGAGGUCUGGGAGACCCGGAGGGCCCUGGACGAGCUGCUCCUCAGACACCGGCUGGAGAGGCUGAUGGGGAACCACGCAGCCCCGGCCAGGCCGGGAGCAGCUUCAGAACCGGAGGGGCUGCAGGUGUGUGGGGACCUGGAGACCUCUCGGAGUGCUGUGACGGCCGGACUGAGGUCGCAGCCUGCCCUGGGCGGAGAUGCCGCUGCGCCCUCCCGGGGCUCUGAGGAAGGACGGGGGAGGCAGGACAGCCAGCCAGCCUCUGCAGAGCCCGCGGAGGAGGGGAGACCGGACCAAGGCCUCUCCCGGCUGCUCCUGGCCAGACUCUAUCCUGGGGACAGCCCCAUCCACCAGAUGUUACAGCAGAGCCUCCGGGAGCAAGAGCUGCACACACAGUACCUGGCCGCGCUGCUGCGCCUGCGCGAGAAGGCGCUGGAGGAGAAGACGCGCUGGGAGCUGGGCUGGCUGGAGCACCAGAGAAGGUGUCUGGGCAGCGAGGCGGGCGUUGCUGCGCUGGCGGCCUUGGCAGAGCGGCAGCGGCAGGCCCUGGGUGACCUUGAGCAGGAGCAGGGGGAGGUCCCAUCCCUGCGGCGCAGUCCCCCGGCCUCACGCCAUGACGAGAGGACCCUGCUCCUGCAGCAUCACCGGGACAUCCUCUCCGUGCAGAGGUCCUUGGCCCGCCUGCAGCGGGAGCUUCAGACCACGCCCCGGCUGCUUCAGAGUUCUGGCCCUGACGUCCCAGCUGCCCGGGACGGGGACUCUGAGACAAGCCAGCAGCUGGAAGGGCCUGUACGGGGUGCAUCACGCCCCCCAACGCCACACAGGCCUGGCAGCCCUGGCAGCGACCGCCCCUGCAGAAGCCCCGAGAGCCUGAGUGUCCCACCCCUUGUCACCGAGCAGCAGGACGGGGCAUCCUCUGGGGCAACUUCAGCUGUGGAUGGUCACUUGCAGCCUUGGAGGCCAGCUUGGGGACAGGAGACACCCCCGGCCAAUGGCUGGCCCGACACCCAGGGUGGGCCGGUGGAGAGCGGCAGCCGCAGGGGCCAAGGGGACGCGCAGCCCGACCCCCGCCCCUGGCCGGCAGCGCAGGAGACCCGGGCUCUGACGGAAGGCCACGCACAGAGCUUCCGGGGCCGGAGCCCACACCCCCAGGGCGGAGAGGGGCCCUGCAGCCCCCAGGACGCCAGCGCAGCGGAGGGCAGAGCGGGGGCAGCAUCGGGGCUGGACUCUGCCGACAGCCCUGAGGGGGCGGCCCCCACAGUGGAAAGCCAGCGGCCAGAGGAGCAGAGGACGGAGACCUAUUGGCAGGAGGACCCCCACGGCCCCUCCUCCUGGCAGGAAGCUGUCCAGCUGACCACCUGUCCAGCGCAUGCAGCGGCUGAGGAGGCCACGCCCCCCACCCGGCACCGGGGCAGCCCCCUGCCCCAGCUCCCCGCCCCCUCUGGGACCUGCUCCGGGUCUGCAGCGGGGUCCCGCAGCUCCUCUCCUGGGAGCGGCCCGUCCUGUCCCUCUCUCCAGGAGUUCCAGAAAGUGUCCGCCUUUCUGGUCCAGCUCUCAGAGAGCUCCACCUCCCCGUCAGACUGGGAGGCCGGGGACAGCCCGGACGCAGACCUGGGCUGGUCUGGGGGGUCUUCUCCUCGGGACUCCGGGGGGCUGCACGGGGACGGACGGCAGGCGACCUGGGAGGGGCCGGCAGGCCGUGGGACCAGCCCCCCGCACCGCCCCUGCACCGUGUGGGGAAGCCCAGAGUCGGAGCCAGGCCCCUGGCAGCCGGGCUGGACGCCGCUGCCCCCCGGCGUCCCCUCCCCCGGGGCGGGAUCAGGGCUGUCAGAGGCGUCCGGCGAGGUCUGGGACGAGGACAGUCUGCUGGAGCCUGGCACCGGCGCCCAGUCGGCCGCGGGACGCGCCUCACCUGCCGGUGGCUCCUGUGACCUGGAGGAUGGAGGGGCACCUUGCAUGCCACUUCUGUCCCGGGGCCCUGGAGGGGGACAAGAAGCUUCUGGAACCAGUGGGAGCCGGCCCCGUGGGUCAGACACGGGAAAGGCCGGCCAGACGUCCCCCGAGGCUGCCUGCACGGCUUUGCCAUCGGAUCCCGACUCCUGCAGUGACUCAGACCUGUGCCUGUCCUUGCCUUCGGGGUCCUCGGCAUCCAAAGAGGCGGAUGUCAGCGAAGGACUGGAGCCCGGGCCUCUGCAGGCGUCCGAGGGCUGUCCCGAGGGGCCCUGGGCUGCCGGCCCGAGGGCGCCCGCCGCCGACAGGAAGCCCCCAGAGCCUCCUCCUGGAGCCCCUCAUCCGCCGGCAGCCCUGAGGGCUGGGAGCGGGGCGCCGGGGCAGGCGGGGAGCGGCGCAGCCCCUGUGCCGGAGGAAGCCAGGCCGCCUUCGGCCAGCCGAGUCCUGCGGGAGGUCCUGUCCCCGGUGGACGACGUGCUGUCCUAUGGCAGCGCCGACCUCCCGUCCUCCACACGCAGGGACUCGCUCCUCCCUGCUCUGCCACCCGCGCCCCCAGCAGAGCUCAGGGCCACCACCCCCAGCCCCUGCUCAGAGGACUUCCCUUCCCCACCCGCAGACGCCCUGUGUCCCGGGGGCUCACUGAGCCCCCCAGAGGAGGGCGCCUCCAUCAACACCUGCGAGUUGUCCUCCUUGUCCGAGGAGGGGCCGCCCGAGGGACCGUCCAUGGGGCCCCCGGAGGCCAGCCUCUGCCUCGGGGCAGGCGGACGGGGUGGAAGUCUGGGGGACCAACUGGGUGAAUCCAGUUCUCCUGGGGGGAACAAGGCUGUGGGGGGCCGAUGGCCUGAACCCUUCAGCUGGCUAGGGUCCCCCUCGUGGGGCGGGGCCGGCGAUGCCCCGGAUGGGACCCCAGGGCUGACGGUGCGGCACCCAACCCUGUCCCGAGUGGGCUGUGUAGCUGGGGGGGGCCCGCCCGCACCGUGGGCGGCUGGCGACACAGGGCUGCCUGGCGCCUGGCGGGGGGCCCCGGCGCCUGCUUCAGACGCGGGUCCCUGCGCUGGGCCGCCCGGCGUGGACAGGACGCAGGUGGUGGAUCUGGUCUCCACGCAGCUCACCCGGAGGAUCCUGUGCGACACGCUGGCGGUGCUCUCCGAGAGGGCCCCGCCGGGCCGCCCGCCGGCCGGGGAGCGGGCGGGCGCCAGCCGUGUCGCCAGGCCCCCCACAGCGGGGCUGGGCAGUCUCGGGGGAGACCGGACUUCUGAGGAAAGAGCAGACGUCCUCCGGUGGUGACCCAGGGGCGUCAUCCGCAUCACCGUGCGAUUGUGUGUGCACAGGUGUGUGCACGUGUGUGCGUGUGUGUGCGCUGGAGGCCUCAGGGACCCCGGGCCUCCCCGGGGCGGAGCCGCCACUCAGAAGGGCUGGCCGGGGAGGUGGUCAUCGGGUGCAGGGCCCGAGACCGGGCGGCGACCCCUGGACGUCCGCUGCAAACUGGCUCCAUCCGCAUGUUUCUGGGUGUGGGGCCCACGGCUUCCCCCGGGCUCUCGAGGGGCACCCUGACCCACAGGGAGGAAGAGGCGG
Molecule: messenger RNA, 6693 nt
Organism: Phyllostomus discolor (pale spear-nosed bat)
Lineage: Eukaryota; Metazoa; Chordata; Mammalia; Chiroptera; Phyllostomidae
Gene: CCDC187
Product: coiled-coil domain containing 187
Exons: 24
Coding region: 1-6405 (2134 amino acids)
Biological process (GO): microtubule anchoring
Cellular component (GO): centrosome
Molecular function (GO): microtubule binding
Source: RefSeq, a predicted model, not a curated record